GCGGGACGGCGCCGGUUGUGAGCUCGGGAAGGCCCUGGGGGCUCGGUGUCCCCUCCGGGGCAGCUGGGGAUGGGUGGGCAGCUGGGGGGUGUCUCGGGAUCGCCUCGGGAAGGGCGGUGAAGCGGCGCUCAGCUGUCCCCUAGAACACGGCCCCAGCCCGCCCUUGUGCGCAGCAGCACCGCGCCCGUGCCGCGCCGCUGGGGGAGCGAAGUUAAGGGAGGUAUUUUUAGGAGCACGAAAUGUGUUUUUCCAAAGCGUUCUUGCUCGGUAGAUCGUUUGUAGUAUCUGCCGGCACGUGCGUGUUGCCGUCGCUGCUCUCUGCCCUUCCAUUUAAUUUCUCUGCUUGCUUUCCCUUCGAAGGAGAUGCCUUCUUCUGGCCUUUCCAGGCCUUUGUGCUUCCUGCUGGACUGUAGGUCACUAGCCACUGGAUAGUGAACUCUAUGGGCACCAGGGAAAAGGAGGAAAGCACUCAUCAGAUGUAUUUGAAAGACAUUCAUAAUGAACCUUUGCAAAAAAACCCCCACCUCUAACUUGACGAGGGUUGUGACUUACAAUGAUGGUUUGCAAUCCUAAAAGCACUUCAAAUGCAGUGCUUAAUGCAGCUAAAUAAAGCUGGAUUCCCAUUAAAUAAAAAGAGCUGAUGGUAGUUUAAGUUCCAUCAAAUCUUCAGAUUUGUAAUUUGCUAUUAAAACUCCAGAGCCUGCAGUAAAGGGGCUUUUGCCUGCUCACUGGCAUACUACAAAUUACCCAGAUCAAAAGCAUUACUUGUGGGAGAUGCACAUACUAAAAGCACAUUGCAAAUCUUACUCCCUUUUCUAGCUUCAUGUCCAACUAAUUAUUAUUUCUCCGUAGAUAUGAAUUACUCUAGGUUCAUCACCACUGUGAGUGCAGCAAGAAAAGCAUCUCCAAUAAGACUGCUGACUGAAUUGAUGCAGAAGUCUCCUCCAUCUCUCAUCUCUCUGGCUGGAGGGGCACCAAAUCCUAAUCUUUUUCCAUUUAAGAGGGCAACUGUUGACAUUGGACAUGGAACACCUAUUGAGAUUGGGGAAGAUCUGAUGAAGAGAGCUCUCCAGUACUCAGCUUCAGCAGGGAUUCCAGAGUUGUUGUCUUGGCUAAAAGAUUUCCAGCAGAACUUGCAUGAUCCUCCCACGGCCAAUUACAGUCCUGAGCAAGGACAGAUGGAAGUGUGUGUCACAACUGGCAGCCAAGAAGGCUUGUGUAAAGUGUUUGAAAUGCUCAUUAAUCCUGGAGACAAUAUCCUUUUGGAUGCACCCACAUAUGCAGGGACACUAGCAGCUCUGAGACCCUUGGGUUGUAAUAUAAUUAAUAUUCCUAGUGACCAACAUGGCAUUAUUCCAAAAGCUUUAGAAGAAAUUCUGUCUGCUUGGAGCCCAGAGGAUGUAAAAUAUCAUAGCAAUCACCUCCCCAAAUUCCUGUACACUAUUCCAAAUGGAUGCAACCCAACUGGCAACUCACUGACCACAGAGCGCAAAAAGGAGAUUUACCAGCUUGCAAGAAAAUAUGAUUUUCUCAUAAUAGAAGAUGAUCCUUACUACUUUCUUCAAUUUGAAAAGCCAUGGGCUCCAACUUUCCUUUCAAUGGAUGUGGAUGGCCGAGUUAUAAGGACCGACUCUUUCUCUAAAAUUCUCUCAUCUGGUUUAAGAAUAGGUUUUCUGACAGGUCCCAAGCCUCUCAUCGACAGAGUUGUUCUACACAUUCAGGUGUCAACAAUGCACACCAGCACUUUCACACAGAUUAUGGUAUCACAGCUGCUUCAGCAAUGGGGACAAAAGGGUUUCUUGGAACACGUAGACAGAGUGGUGGACUUCUACAGGAUCCAGAGGAAUGCAAUGCUCACUGCUGCUGACAAGUGGUUAAAAGAUUUGGCAGAAUGGUACCCUCCUGCUGCUGGCAUGUUCUUAUGGAUCAAAAUAAAGGGUAUUUCUGAUACACAGCAGCUGAUAAUGGAAAAGGCUUUGAAGAAAGAAGUAUUACUGGUUCCUGGAGGAGCAUUCAAUAUUGAUAGUUCAGAGCCUAGUUCUUAUGUCAGAGCCUCCUUCUCUCUGCCUUCUCCUGCCCAGAUGGAUCUGGCCUUCAAGAGACUGGCUGACCUUAUAAAAGAAUCUUUGUGAAAAAGCUAAAUAGAGCCCUUGCAGUAACAAAAAUUAUCUCCAGAAAAUAUUUGUUAACAUUUGGAUUUCAUCAGAACACUUUAUAAGUAAGCACAAUAAAGUGGAUGCUUCCUUAGAUCUUUUCAGCUUAAAAAAAAUGAAAGAAAAUGAAAGUUGAAAUGAAACAAUUUGCCUAAUUUUUUUGACAGGGCAUUGCAUGACUAAAUUUAUACAAUUCAGAAACAUUUAAAAUACUGUAAACCAAAAUGUUCUAUUGCCUGUAAAAUCCAUGGUUUUGUUAGAUUUGAAUUUUGAUUUUUUUUAUGACUUUUGUUUUCCAUUUAAGUUGGGAAAAAAAAAUCACUUACUUAGAAAGUUGCACUUGAGGUGGUGUUAGCCACCUCAACUGAUACAUUCCUCCAAAAUCUUGUGUUGGACUUGUCUCAUGUGUCACUUCCGUUCUUGUCCUACUGUAUGACAUCUGGUUUUAAUGAUUUGAGGAUUAGUAAUUAAUUUUACUGAAGUUUUGUCAGAUGAAGCUGCGGUAACUAUGUUAAAAAAAUUGAUCCAGCAAAAUGAGGCUUUGAUUACAAAUAAACUGAAGUCCCUUGCAAUUUGCAAGGGUAUUCUCUAAUUUUUAAAAGGCAUUCUGUUUGCUGGUUUUUACUUUAGUCUGUGAAUAAUUACUCUGUACCCGCAGAAAAUCUCUGGUUUGCCAAGGCAUGUGGAUGUACUAAAGGAACUACUCAAAGUUAUGCAGUCAGAUGUGGUUUUGAUUGGAGAGUGUAAGUAACUGAACAGGGGACGUGGUGGAAUGGACACCACCCUGACACUGCCAGAUGCAAACAAAAUGAAAAAAUAAAGAAAUGUUUCAGUCUCUUAUUCCUUGGUUAUUGUCAUCACAAACAUUUGAUACUCAGCAACAGGUACAAAACCUUCAGAAAGUUUCAACUGAACUAAUUCUCCAAGACUUCCCAUUUGGAUUAGUGACUUCAGUUUUACUUACUGUUUGGAUGAAAGCACUGUGAUUUUCCACCAAUAUCAGAUGGCUGUUUCUUUAUGUGCAACUGUUCAGAAUGUCAAAGUAAAACAUUGUUCAAGGACCUGGCUAGCCAUUCAGCAGCCCAGGCAACCCAAGCAAAUAAGGGCCAGGCACAACCUUUCUUCUUUGGAAGUUUCACAACAGAAAUUAUUACUACAAAUUAUUAUUGUUGUUGUUGUUGUUGUUGUUGUUAUUGUUAUUACAAAUUAUUGUAAUACUUAAAAUAAGUUUCGUUCCCUCUUUUCCCUUACUUAUAAAUAGCAUGUGUCACAACAAACUAACACAGAUGUAUGCCUUUCCCAGCAUCCCUCCCAUUGGCAGGAUCAUUCCAGUGCCUCCAGCCCAGCAUCAGCUUUUCAUGUCUUUUUUCAUCUUGAGCAGCAUAUCUAAAAUCAAUCAUUUGCUCCGUUCACAGAUUACUAUGGUUUUGAGGUAAAUCCACUGGAGAGGAACUGACACAGGUGGGCAAGGCGGUGCAGUGGGUGGGGCUGGCUCCUCCAGAGUCAGGCUGGGCUGGGGCAGCCAGGACCCACGGAGUGACUAAGUCUAGGGAGAGCCUGGAGUCCCAAAUCUGCUCUCAGGGUGCCAACACUGUCUUUGAAGACAAAUUUGUCCCAUUUUACAUGGUUUAAUGGUGCUAAUGGGGGAUCCAAACCAGCACUGCCUCCUGUGCAGUGCCAUUCAACAGGAACUAUUCACAUCUCAACUCACUUUCAUAAGGAUGUGUAGAAAUGAUGAAAACACUAAUGUUGCUAUCAGCCAAUUUUUAUCUUGGGCUCAAUUGCAAAAGUUAUUUUAUACAACAACAAAUUGAUAUGUCUGUUUAAUUAAAAUAAUAUUUUUAUAGGGGAAUAAAUGUAAACAUAAUUUAAGACUGAUUUUAGUUCUCAGGUAAAUGCGAUUGUCAAAUAUUUUGGUCAUAUUGUCAUUCAUCCAAACCUGAAUUCAAUAAACAUAAUCAAAAUACCAUUAUUAAGGCUUAAAUUGGUGAUGUGUUGAAUAAAACACCUCUUAAUUUUCAGAGAUCUAAAUGUUCAUUUGGUUGAAUGUAAGCAAAAUGCAAUUCCAUUUGUACCACAUUGCAUGGUCUUGCUAUCAGCUAAUUUAAUUUAGAGAGAGGGGUUUUUCCCCCCAACUGUAUUGAAGCCUCUGUAAUUAAAUUAAUGUCCUGAACAAUGCAAAUUGAGCAAUGGCAGUGAAAUCCUAUAUGCACAUGCUGUUUCCAUGAACCUCUUAAUGCACAUUUUCUGGUCUCCUGGGAGAGCUUUCACUGUUAUUAAAUGUUCAUGGAGGAAGCCACUUGAGACAAAAGGAAAGGAGUGGGCAGCAUAUCCACGUAGGAAGAAAUUACAUGGCAAAUUGAAAGUUUUGGGUUUCCCUUCUCAUUUCAUCUAUCCACCAGCAAAUAACCCCUCUCAUUCAUAGCUGGGUUCAAGCCAUCUGAUGCAUGUGACAAAAUCUGCCAGUGGGGAAGAGAGGAGACAGAGGAAGGGAAGGGCAGGGCUCGAUGCGGGGAGCGCAGCCCCUGGUGCUGCCCUGGUGGGGGCAGUUGAGGAGGAGGAGGGUGCUGCAGUGCUGGAGAGAGCUGCCUGCCACGGGCAGCCCCCCGCAGCCUGGCUCUCAUUCUGAGUGAGCAUUUAGCUGCCCCCUCUCUUGUACCUGCACUCUGGUUCCACUGCAUUUUCACACUUUUGGCAGAUGAAAAUCACCUAGAAAUUCUGGGCAAACUCUGGACGCUUACAAAUUCUAUUUGCAUUUUUUAAAAUCUUGUAUUUCAAUUCUAUUUGUAUUUUAAAAUCUUGAUCUGCAGUUCUUUUGGUCCUGCCUUUGCAGUCUGGACUGUGACCCACUGAGGCAAAUAUGUAAAGGAACUCAAUUGAGCUGUGUUGUGCAUGUCCUAAUCUGUCUUGUUUUCUUUAUUGUCUAAUAACAGGUUUUGAGCAACCCACUCUAGAUAUAUGGGAAUAGAACAUUUGCAGUGUUUGAACUGUAAUUAUUCUGAAUAAAAAUUAAAAGAAACAUCCAUUUUCAUUCUUCUAAUACUGCUCCCAGGAAUACCAUGCUGUACCUCAUUUUUCUCCUAAUGAUUAUGGAAACUGUUGUGCAAUCCUGCAAAGCACAGAAGUAACAAGGAGAGAAGAAUAAGGGUCUUGCUGAUUCUUUUCAAGAAUUAAUAUCCCAGAAACAUGUUAAUAAUUCUGACUACAACUAGAAGAUUCCCUAUAGAUGUAUAAAAUGUGGAGAAUGCCUUCAGAAUUAUAUUUUCUUUUCAUUUUCAAAUUGUAUCACAUCUGUAUUAACAAGUGGAUAUCUGUAAUGUGGUCUAGGAAAAUUAACAUGGAAGUGUUUCUGUUCCUUGAUGUACACAGAACUUUGACCUUUUUCUACAUUUGGCUAAUAAUAAACUUAAGAUACUUUCUUGCAGUUUAAUCUAAUAAAUCAAGCAUUAACAGAGGUAGAUGAAGUUCUUCUGACAAUAUCAAAUUAUUUUAUUGCCUUAUAUGGAAUGUAUAAUUUAAUGAACUCUGAGUGUCUACCUCUCCACAAAAACUACUAAUACAGUGGGGGAAUGGAAAGAC
Molecule: messenger RNA, 5732 nt
Organism: Taeniopygia guttata (zebra finch)
Lineage: Eukaryota; Metazoa; Chordata; Aves; Passeriformes; Estrildidae
Source: RefSeq, a predicted model, not a curated record